CAGGUGGGGCCGGGCUCCCCCAGCCGUCCACCAUGGUGGUGGUACACUCUGCCACCACCGCCACCACCACGCCCGCUGCCACCGUCACGGCUACUGUUGUGAUGACCACGGCCACCAUGGACCUCCGGGACUGGUUGUUCCUGUGGUAUGGACUCAUCGCCUUCCUGACCGAGGUCAUCGACAGUACCACCUGUCCCUCUGUGUGCCGCUGUGACAACGGCUUCAUCUACUGCAACGACCGGGGGCUCACCUCCAUCCCCGCGGAUAUACCGGACGACGCCACCACUCUCUACCUGCAGAACAACCAGAUCAACAAUGCCGGCAUCCCCCAGGACCUCAAGACCAAGGUCCACGUGCAGGUCAUCUACCUAUAUGAGAAUGACCUAGAUGAGUUCCCCGUCAACCUGCCGCGCUCCCUGAGGGAGCUUCACCUACAAGACAACAAUGUGCGCGUCAUCGCCAGGGACUCACUGGCCCGCAUCCCGCUGCUGGAGAAACUGCACCUGGAUGACAACUCGGUGUCCACGGUCAGCAUCGAGGAGGACGCCUUCGCCGACAGCAAGCAGCUCAAGCUGCUCUUCCUGAGUCGGAACCACCUGAGCAGCAUCCCCUCGGGGCUGCCACACACGCUGGAGGAGCUACGACUCGAUGACAACCGCAUCUCCACCAUCCCGCUGCAUGCCUUCAAGGGCCUCCACAGCCUGCGGCGUCUUGUGCUGGACGGCAAUCUGCUGGCCAACCAGCGCAUCGCCGACGACACCUUCAGCCGCCUGCAAAACCUCACUGAGCUCUCGCUGGUACGCAACUCGCUGGCAGCGCCACCGCUCAACCUGCCCAGCGCCCACCUGCAAAAGCUGUACCUGCAGGACAACGCCAUCAGCCACAUCCCCUACAACACGCUGGCCAGGAUGCGGGAGCUGGAGCGGCUGGACCUGUCCAACAACAACCUCACCUCGCUGCCCCGCGGCCUGUUCGAUGACCUGGAGAACUUGGCUCAGCUGCUGCUACGUAACAACCCGUGGUUCUGCGGCUGUAACCUCAUGUGGCUGCGGGACUGGGUGAAGGCGCGGGCGGCCGUGGUCAACGUGCGGGGCCUCAUGUGCCAGGGUCCCGAGAAGGUCCGAGGCAUGGCUAUCAAGGACAUCAGCAGCGAGAUGGAUGAGUGCUUCGAGACUGGGGUGCAGGGUGGCGCAGCCAACGCUGCCCCCAAAACCACUGCCAGCAACCAUGCCUCAGCCACCACGCCCCAGGGCUCGCUGUUCACCCUCAAGGCCAAGAGGCCGGGCCUGCGCCUCCCCGACUCCAACAUUGACUACCCCAUGGCCACCGGUGACGGAGCUAAGGCCCUGGUCAUCCAAGUGAAGCCCCUGACUGCGGACUCCAUCCGAAUCACGUGGAAGGCCAUGCUCCCUGCCUCCUCCUUCCGGCUCAGCUGGCUGCGCCUGGGCCAUAGCCCGGCCGUGGGCUCCAUCACAGAGACCCUGGUGCAGGGCGACAAAACGGAGUACCUGCUGACGGCCCUGGAGCCCAAGUCCACCUACAUCAUCUGCAUGGUCACCAUGGAGACCGGCAACACCUACAUGGCCGACGAGACGCCCGUGUGUGCCAAGGCAGAGACGGCUGACAGCUACGGUCCCACCACCACGCUCAACCAGGAGCAGAACGCCGACCCUAUGGCGGGCCUGCCCCUGGCGGGCAUCAUCGGUGGCGCUGUGGCUCUUGUCUUCCUAUUCCUCGUCCUGGGGGCCAUCUGCUGGUAUGUGCAUCGGACUGGUGAGCUGCUGAGUCAGGAGAGGGCCUACAACCGGGGCAGCCGGAAAAAGGACGACUAUAUGGAAUCAGGGACCAAGAAGGAUAACUCCAUCCUAGAGAUCCGAGGCCCCGGGCUCCAGAUGCUGCCCAUCAACCCAUACCAUGCCAAAGAAGAAUAUGUGGUCCACACCAUCUUCCCCUCCAAUGGCAGCAGCCUUUGCACGGGUACACACACCAUUGGCUACGGCACCACGCGGGGCUACCGGGACGGAGGCAUCCCUGACAUAGACUAUUCCUACACUUGAUGCCCGUAGGCCCAGUCUACCCCGGCCCCGGCUCCUGGUGCCUCCCCCGGCUUGGCAGCGUGGCUUUGCUCAGCCUGCUGCAAUCCCAGAGAACAAGGCAAAGAAAUUCCCCUGGAGACUUUCCAGCAGAAAGUCAAGUUUAAGGAGGGUUGACGAUUUUGUAGAAAACAACAACUGGGGAACAUUAAAAAAAAAAAAAAGAUAGAAGACUGGAGGGGAAUUCGACAUUGUUGAAGACAUAAUUUAUACAGAAUGAUGCCAGUUGGGGAGGGAAGGACUAAAAAUACAAUGGCAGGAAGGGUUGGGCUGGGUGGUUUUUGUUUUUUUUCUGGACUGGAAGCUACUACCUGUAACAACGUCUGUGUUCGGAGCCGUCACAAAAGACCCGUCAGAGAAAGGCAGCCGACACACGAGGCCCCCACACAACUCUCCUGUGCUGGCGUCUGCUCCUGAUGGAAGAUUUUCAGCUUCCUCACAAAAGGAGAGGGGGAAGAAAACAUCUUUUGCUAUGGAGAUAUUGUCCUGAAACCGCUUUUCCGGAUCCUUCCAUUACCAUUUCCCUUACAGAUCUGCAGAAAUUGCGUAUCUUUCACUGCAUUCUCUGAACAACUCUGUAGUC
Molecule: messenger RNA, 2676 nt
Organism: Chrysochloris asiatica (Cape golden mole)
Lineage: Eukaryota; Metazoa; Chordata; Mammalia; Afrosoricida; Chrysochloridae
Gene: FLRT1
Product: fibronectin leucine rich transmembrane protein 1
Exons: 1
Coding region: 33-2057 (674 amino acids)
Molecular function (GO): protein binding
Source: RefSeq, a predicted model, not a curated record